Molecule: messenger RNA, 2563 nt
Organism: Megalobrama amblycephala (Wuchang bream)
Lineage: Eukaryota; Metazoa; Chordata; Actinopteri; Cypriniformes; Xenocyprididae
Product: atypical chemokine receptor 2-like
Exons: 1
Coding region: 579-1598 (339 amino acids)
Biological process (GO): G protein-coupled receptor signaling pathway; immune response
Cellular component (GO): membrane
Molecular function (GO): G protein-coupled receptor activity
Source: RefSeq, a predicted model, not a curated record
UGGAAAAAUUAAUCUUUCCCAAUUUUCUGUAUUAGCCAACACUAAGCACUAAUAAUGGCCUAUGGACCUGAUAUGCCGUGCAUCUGUAGUUUCUUGCCUUUUCUGGUUGAAAUGAUAUUUCCAGAGAGUGUGGGGGUGCAUACACAUAGCUAGCUGCUUUGCUAGGGGAAAUGUGCUCAUCUGUGCGUGAGGUCGGUCAGGCAUGCAGCAUUAACCACAACUCGCAUGUGAACAGAGCUGAUGCAUAUUUAAUAAAUUUUGCAAAUCAGCUUAUAAACACACAUUACUAUAAUGCAUUAACAUUAACAGAUGUUGAAGGAAGACAGAAGUGCUAAAUACACCACAACAAACACAACAUUCAUUGACAGCCUUUUAUAGCCAGACUGGCAGUUUUAAAUUAUCUACAACUGCACUAUUUCUUUCAUACACUCUAAAAAAGUCUGGGUUGUUUCAACCCAAAUUUGGGUCCAAUAUGAACAAACCCAGCCGUUGUGUUAAAUUAAAAUACAUUUUUAAACCCACGUUUGGGUUUGUCUAUAUUUGACCCAAAUGUAACAUUUUUUAGACUGCACAUUUGCAUGCUUGUUUGUUCACAGUCUCCACAAGACCACAAUUGUGAUCAAGGUUCACUUCCUGAGAAUACAUCCUCAACUAAUGCUGGGCAAACCUCAAACUUUAUUCACAUCAGCAACUGGCAGGUGAACAUGGAGGACCAGAACAUUUCGAAUAGCUCUCUGUUUGCCAGUCCCUCCGUGGAAAUGCUAACAUCCAGCACUGUUCUGGGAUUGUGCUGUGUGCUAGGUGUACCAGGUAAUCUAGCGGUGCUGGUCAUGCUCGCCCAACAUUUAAAGGAAGGCAGCUUCACCCCAAAACUGAUGCUGAGUCUGGCUGUCUCGGAUCUACUGAGUCUGAUUUUUUUGCCUGUGUGGAUCUAUGCCCUUCUGAACGGCUGGGUUUUUGGCAGAGGUCUUUGCAAGUUAUUUUCCUAUGCAGUGUACUGGAGCCUCUACAGUAGUGUACUUUCUGUCACCUUGUUGAGUGUGCAAAGGUACCUGCAGGUGGUGUAUCCACAGCGAUGGGCGAAGCUUGGAAGGAAGGGCCAAAAUGGGCUGAUUUUUGGGAUAUGGGCAUCAAGUGGAGCUUUGGCUUCUUACGCUCUCUAUUACCGAAGCGUCGAGCAGAAGAAGGACAGGCUUCUACACUGUUAUCAGGAUUAUAGGAAUAAUCUAGAAAAAAUAAUUGUCUUACUUGUUGAGACUCUAGUGAUGUUUAUUGUGCCUCUCUUCAGCCUGUUGUGCUUCUACCUUCGACUUCAACAACGGAUAAGUCGAUCAGCUUCCUUCAGCAGCCACAGGCUUACAAAACUGGCCGUCAGAAUCGUAGUGGCCUUCUUCAUAUUCAGCACCCCCUGUAUGAUUAACAACGUUGUUUCAAUGGUAGUGUCAUGGGAAUCAGAUGCCAGCCACAAUGUAACCGGAGCUCUUUUCUUUAUCAACAGUUGCGUGAACCCUUUUCUUUACGCCUUUUCUGCUCGAGCACUGCGAUGCAGAAGUGGACAUUCAGAUGAGCCACAACAAAUUCAGAAUGAAACUGAGUAAACAGGAAAUCUUUAGACUAAAUGUGCAUUUCUGAUGAUGUUCUCUGUGUCUAAUAUUUGUGUUUGACCUGUGUAAAGGGAAGUGCCUAUGAAAGUUUUUACCGUAUAUGUUUCCACAACUUGAAUAGUUUAUUUCCCCUUUAGAAAAAUAUUACAGUUAACAACUAAUAACGUAAUUCUGAAACAGGACUAUGGAAGUCAACCAAGAAUAUCUUCUGCUAUUUGUCUUGGCUUUUUCUUGCAAUGUAAAUGUUGAAACAAAAUAAUGUUUUUAGUAAGCUUUCAUCUGCUAUCCAAAAAUUAGGAGAAAUGUGGUAAUGAUGAGGCAGACAGACCACACUUGCUCUACUGACAACAGCUUUUAAAGAGGAAUAGCCUAAAUUGAACACUGAAGAGACAUUAAAGGAACUUUAAUCCCUCAACAAAGAAGAUAAAGGAUGCCAACAAAAUCUUUUUUCCUACUGUUUAUCAUUUAUUAUUUGAAGCAAAUUUUUUUUGACUAAAAGAAAGUCUCUUGACUUUGUGGUUAAAAGUCUAUGGUUUGUGAUUUUCACCUGUCUCCUCUGUGAUUUGUCUUUAUCUGUGGGCCCUCAACUCUACCCAUGUUUUGAAUUAAAAUCUGUACAAAAAACACUUACAAAUUUAAUAAUAGGCUACAUAUAUAUUUUUAUGGUAAUUAGAGUUACAGUCAAGGUUCUUAAGAUUACAAUUAGAAUGUUUCCAUUAACCACUAUAAUAAUCAGUCUUCUGAUUUUUUUAUCAGCCUGCUGCGAAAAAGAAUACGGGUAAGGGUUAGCUAAACUGAAAGGUUUACACAAAUUUGUCUUUUUUUCUAGAAGUGGUUUUGUAUGCUGGUUUCAAACACCUAGUUCAAAACUGUCUUACUAGAUUUGGUAAAACAAUUCUUUUUAUAGGUGCCCUAGAAUCAAAAAUUGAAUUUACCUUGGCAUAGUUGAAUAACAAGAG